This is a messenger RNA of Nicrophorus vespilloides, 845 nucleotides long. RefSeq lists its product as uncharacterized. Bases 470 to 781 code for a protein of 103 amino acids. The record is from RefSeq and is a predicted model, not a curated record. The transcript is spliced from 4 exons. NCBI's taxonomy places the organism in Eukaryota, Metazoa, Arthropoda, Insecta, Coleoptera, Silphidae.
CAUUACGUCUCUCGCUAAUGCUGCCAAGUUACGUAAAAAUCAAAAGAAUUAAACAUUUUCGAAUUAUCAAAUUACAAAAUUGUUUUGAGCAAGCUUUGUUAUCUAAAUGUUCCAAGAAUAAUCCGAAUUUUGGAAAAUGUGCCAUCGAUUUGACACGAGAACUUGUACCCAAAUUGAAGGAUGGCUACAAAGAGCUGAAUUUUUCAUCUUUCAACCCUUUUCACGUGCAGGAAUUGGCAUCGAGGCAACCGAUUCCUUAACAUUAAAACUAACUAACAUAGAUAUUAUUGGAUUGGUUACAGCAAACUUCAAAACUAUUAAAUAAGUCUUAGAUUGUCGGUAGCUGAGGAAAUAGUGCUUGACACAAGCUAAGUGCAGAGAGUGGAGGUUUAAAAGAAGAAGUCUUAGAUUAUUUCAAUGAAUUUAACACAUUUAUUUUGUUUUCUUCAAAAGCUGUGACUUUAGUGCUAUGGUAUGCAUUACGAAUAUUUAUUUCUCCGAAUUGGAACUUAAAGGAACUUAUGAUAUUGAUGGUCAAAUAUUGAUCUUACCGAUUAAAGGUCAUGGAGCAACUAAUAUCAAACUUGUUGGAGGUGAUUUCGAUUUGACGUUAAAAUGGUCUGUACAUGCAAAGAAUGGUAUGAACAAAUUCUUAAAUGAAAAUUCGCAAGAGUUGUCGGAGAACGUUGAGCCUGCAGUUUCAAAUACUAUUGCAGUCAUCUUAAAGAGUACUUUUGCGAAAUUUUCAGAACAAAUUCCAUAUAAUGAAUUAUUUGGUUAAUCUAAUAAUAUUAUUAGAUAUUUGGCCUCAGGCGCAACACUUCCUUGAUGCAAACCCGGACAAG